AUGGCUUCCUCUACGCCGUCGCCUUGCUUCACGAGGCGGGCCACCAUCUGGAGGCAGCUUGCGCUUCGCAGUGAUGUAGAUGACAUCAUCCUCGAACUGCUUGGACGGUUCUCCCUCGAAAAGCUCUACCUGGCAGGAGGGGAAAAGACACAGUACCAAAAUGUCAUCACCAACCUGCUUGUCCAGCUCGAUGCCAUCUUCUACAUCCAACGUCUUACGAUCCCGUCCCGGCAAUUGCAACAUGGCCCAUUCCUCGGGUUCCUGGUUAGCUGGGAGGUUGCUGCACGCACCGUGGAAUUGGUUCUCCAGACCAUCGUCGAAGGCCGAGAUAGCCUAUGGGAAGCCAAUGCGCUGCGAGACGAGUACCUUGCCGAGUUUCUGCUCAGCGCCCUCCGCGUCCUACAACUCCAUCCACGUUCACCACCGCUCCAGCGCCCCAAGGACCGCCGCGCCAGAUUUGCCAGGAUUCAUCGGUUACUCGAGCAGAUAUUUGACGCCUACCCCGGCCCAAAGUCAUUCCUACUCGCAAUGUGCAAGGAAGUAACUGGCCGCCUGCAUGGGGAUGCUCAUUCGUUGUGCUUACCGCUCCGAAUGCAGCACGGUGCCCCAAAUCUGACUGAAGAGCUGUAUCCACUAGCUGGCUGUCUGCUACCACCGUACAUACUGGAGUUGGUUCCAGCCGAUACGACAUCGCCCAGCUGGGUAUCGCAGUUCCUCGCACUACGAGACAUCUCCCAGUAUACAAUCGGCGCCUCAUUGCAACAUGCAUCUAGCUCCGAUAAAUACAACAUGCUGCUACGGCAAUGCACACUUGAGUCUCGAGAUGCCGUCUUCUCAGCUCUUCAGAGUUUACAAAUUCCUAGCCAAUUCUCAAAGGUCGACGUUGUCGCAUCAUUCAACACCUACUUCCGCUUGGUUCUAUCAGACGUGCCGGACUUGGCAAAUUUAAGCGUCGAAGAGCCUGCAAAAGGCGAAUACAUAGCCGACGCUCUGGACGAACUCUCGGAAAAGUUAGCUCAACGACAGGCUAUCCACCGCGCCAGCGACAGAGAGGCUGCGUUCAAUAUAUCGAGGGUCAUAAGGAGUACACAAAUCCAGGACGACCCCGAUGGAGACUACACAGGGUCUCAAUGUCCGUCGCAAUACGUAAUUAACUGUCCGAGCAGCCAUACAGUGGGGGGUUCACAGCUGAGGGCCAACGGAAUCAAUACUCGUCUGGAGUCGACUCCGUUGCAUGAAAUACGGCUACCGGAGCAUUCAACAUGUAUAACGUGCGAUAGAGAAGCCACUGUCGCCCGCGAACUGCCGUUGGCAAGAAAGGCCUGGGAGUUGCUGAGCCCACUCCAAGUCAAUGCCGAUUCCGUCAACGCUGAGCGCCACAUGUCGAACAGUUUCCAGUUUGGCUCCCCGGACACCGAACCUCACGAUCUGUUCGGCUAUAGCACGUUUACCACCGUUCUAGGUGUAGAUGUUCCAAUAACGCUGGACUCCGACAUUAUGCCCGCGCAAAGCAAACCUGUGACCAGAGGCACAGCACCCUCCAUCAUGGACCAAUCGAGCAACAACUCUCUAGGGCCAUCGUAUUCCAUCUCUAGGAAGGAAAACUCCCUUAUGGCUCAUAUAAGACCUUGGAUUGCUGCGAACCCCCCCACUAGACGAGAGAUGUCGCCUGAAAUUGGCCCAGGCAGCAGCCACUCGCAGCAAGACAAUAGAUCAGUGGCGGAAUUGUCACGCUUCUCUAUCGACACUGUUUCCUCUGCAAGACGUAACGUUUCAGAGCAACCAUCAAUCAACUCCCCUGCCUCUCCUAGAUUGCCACUGGACAAUGACAAGGUGCGCCAGCGGUGGAAAGUCCCCAUCCCAUUCGUAUCAGCCAAGCGACCACUCCCUACAGUCUCUGGGGAGUCUAGCUCCAUCUCAUCCGACCGGAUUGAUGAGCAGCCGAUGGAAGAGAUCCCAAUCAAGGGGCUGCUUGGCUCAGGACUCAAAGCUCCUAACAAAGCCAAGACCAACAUACAUGUCGCCCUCUCACAAAGUUCGUCGUAUGGCCUUCUUUGGAGCCAGUCUAUGAUCCAUGUCUGGGACCUCGGCACAACACCUCCCAGUCAAGUUCAAACAAUUCCAACAGAGAGCACCUGUAUCCUGGCAACUGUCGGAAGACGCUAUGUUGCAUACGUACUUGGAAGUCGUGAUCAAAAACUGACGCUUCGCAUAAUGGACCUCACUCAGACCUUGCCAAAAGUGACAGAAUACAGAGAACCAGAUCAAGUAACAGUAUACUGGAAACCAACGGUCCUGUAUAUGUCUCGUCAACGGCGUCUCAGCGAGGCACACACAAGGGCAAGGUCGAAAGGCACACCAAGAAAACAGCUGAAACUUUUGGGGUGA
Messenger RNA from Akanthomyces muscarius, 2388 nucleotides. RefSeq lists its product as uncharacterized. The coding region runs from base 1 to 2388 and encodes 795 amino acids. The transcript has 7 exons. The record is from RefSeq and is a predicted model, not a curated record. Lineage: Eukaryota; Fungi; Ascomycota; Sordariomycetes; Hypocreales; Cordycipitaceae.